Eutrema salsugineum is the source of this 2456-nucleotide messenger RNA. Its product is annotated as receptor protein kinase-like protein ZAR1. The record is from RefSeq and is a predicted model, not a curated record. Gene Ontology annotation, biological process: protein phosphorylation. Lineage: Eukaryota; Viridiplantae; Streptophyta; Magnoliopsida; Brassicales; Brassicaceae. The transcript has 2 exons. Gene Ontology annotation, molecular function: protein binding; protein kinase activity; ATP binding. The coding region runs from base 216 to 2201 and encodes 661 amino acids.
CAAAAAUUCAAAAUCUUUCCCAUGUCUACAUUACACCACGUUGCUACAUUGGAACCCAUCAUCCUAAAUUCUUCUCCUUCGUCGUCUUCUUCUCUCGUCUCCCUCUCUCCCUCUCUGCAACUCCUCGUUGCACCAUCACUUACAAGAAAUAAUCUCUAGAUUAAAAAAAACGAUAUUUCACAAGUUUUUCAUAAUCCUGAUUCUCUACCGAGAAAAUGCACUUUCUUAGACUUCUUUCACUUCUAAUUUCUUCCUUCUUCCUCUUCAUCAGCUUAUCCUCUUCGCUAAAUCACGAUGGUUUGUCUCUUCUUGCUCUCAAAUCCGCCGUCGAGAACGACCCGACCCGUGUGAUGACUUCCUGGUCCGAGUCCGACCCAACUCCGUGUCACUGGCCUGGAAUCGUCUGCACUCGCGGCCGAGUCACCUCUCUCGUUCUCUCCGGAAGAAGAAUAUCGGGUUACAUUCCCUCUGAACUCGGGCUACUCGACUCGCUCGUAAGGCUCGAGCUCGCUCGUAACAAUUUCUCGAAACCCGUUCCGACUCGUCUCUUCAACGCCGUUAACCUCCGUUACAUCGAUCUCUCUCACAACUCAAUCUCGGGCCCAAUCCCGGCCCAAAUUAGAGCCCUGAAGAAUCUCACUCAUCUCGAUUUCUCCUCCAAUCUCCUGAACGGGUCACUCCCCGAGUCACUCACUGAUCUCGGAAGCCUCGUCGGCACACUAAACCUCUCUUACAACCGAUUUUCCGGCGAAAUUCCACCGUCGUAUGGCCGAUUCCCGGUUUUCGUCAGCUUAGACAUAGGCCACAAUAAUCUCACCGGAAAAAUCCCUCAGACAGGCUCUCUAUUAAACCAGGGACCAACCGCGUUCGCUGGAAACUCUGAUCUCUGUGGUUUUCCUCUACAGAAGCCAUGCAAAGACCCUAAGCUCGUCUCUCCCAAACCGGAAGGCUCGCAAAUCCUCCAGAGAAAACCAAACCCUAGCUUCAUCGACAAGGACGAAUCAAAGGAUAAGCCGAUCACCGGAUCCGUGACGGUUUCCCUAAUUUCCGGAGUCUCCGUCGUAAUCGGAGCGGUGUCUCUCUCCGUAUGGCUGAUUCGAAGAAAACGGAGCUCCAUCGGAUGCAAAUCGGAGAAAUCCACGACAGAGAAGAACACGGCGGCGCCGAUGGAGUUUGAUGAGCAGGAGGAAAGUAAAUUCGUGGCGAUAGACGAAGGAUUCGAGCUCGAGCUCGAGGAUUUGCUGAGAGCAUCGGCUUACGUUGUUGGAAAGAGCAGAAGUGGGAUUGUGUACAGAGUAGUAGCCGGGAUGGGGUCGGGUACUGUGGGGGCGACGUUUUCAACACCCACCGUCUUCGCCGUAAGAAGGCUCAGCGACGGAGACGCCACGUGGCGGCGGAGGGAUUUCGAGAAUGAGGUGGAGGCGAUCGGUAGGGUUCACCACCCGAACAUCGUACGGCUAAGAGCUUAUUACUAUGCUGAGGACGAGAGGCUCUUGAUCACCGAUUACAUACGCAAUGGAAGCUUGUACUCUGCUUUACAUGGUAAUGGAGGAGGACCUUCGAGUACUCUGCCUUCACUCUCUUGGCCUGAAAGGUUACGUAUUGCACAAGGAACUGCUCGCGGGUUGAUGUAUAUACACGAGUACAGCCCGAGAAAGUAUGUCCAUGGCAACCUAAAAUCAACCAAAAUCCUGCUCGAUGAUGAACUACAGCCUCGCAUCUCAGGCUUCGGCUUAACACGUCUAGUCUCAGGUUACUCAAAACUUACCGGUUCGGUAUCCUCCAAAAGGCAAAGCCUAGACCAAACCUUUUCAACCUCCGGUGCAGUGGUGACACGAAUCACAGCUCCCUCAAUUGCUUACCUUGCACCCGAGGCUCGAGCUGCUUCUGGUUGCAAAUUAUCUCAGAAGUGCGAUGUUUAUUCGUUCGGGGUUGUCCUAAUGGAGUUGUUGACUGGUCGGUUACCAAAUGCUUCCUCUGUAAACAAUGGCGAGGAACUCGUGCGUAUUAUGAGGAAUUGGGUUAAGGAAGAGAAGCCGUUGGCUGAGAUUUUAGACCCGGAGAUUCGAGACAAAGGUUAUGGAGAUAAGCAAGUCAUUGCAGCCAUUUAUGUCGCCUUGAACUGCACGGAAACGGAUCCAGAGGUUCGUCCUAGGAUGAGAUCAGUGUGUGAAAAUCUCGGCCGAAUCAAAUUAGACUGAGCAAGUUCGAAAUAACUAAGAAAGUAAGAAUUUUGGCAUAUCCGUUGAGUGUAAAAUUCAUGCACACGACAUGUUUUGCUUCUGUAGGAGUUUUUUUUUGCCAUGUCGUAGGGCGUAGGGUUCCUAAUCAUCAGGUGAUCUCUCCUUAUGUUAUCAAUUUGUCAGCGAUUUCUUGCGGCGUAAGAAAGUAGUUUAUUGUUUCUUGGUUUUAGCCUUUAUCUUCUUCUAUAAUCUAAAAAAUGUCAAAUUACGUAA